AUGGUUGCUGAUGAACCUGCAAAUACAGUUGCUUUUAAUGGUAGAUGGACUGCAGACUAUAAGUAUCUUGAUCAUCAAACAAAGCUUGUUCUAGUACCUGAGGCAAUUCGAUUUGAAGAUUUCAUUAAACAGAUCUUUGAAGUUAUUGAAUUGGAUAGAGACAAGUUUGAAGCAAUGAUAUGGUUUGAUAUCAACCUGGGAACAAGCAAGGGAAUGCUUGUAUCCAAAGAUUUAGAUCUUCACACAUGUAUAGAGUUACUAAAAAGUCAUUCACUCUUCAAGGGCUAUCGUUUCAUUGUUGAUGUUUCGGAAAGAAUUUUUGGAUCUACAAGCACCUUUGAACAUGUCAACAGAGAAAAUCAACAUGACAAUCAAAACAAAUGCCAACAGAUAAUGGAAAUAGAUAUGGUUGAAGCUCAACCAAUAACUGAAGAGGUGAUUCAAACAUUUGAUUCUAUUCAAGUGGAAGGACAAAGCAUUAUAGAGAUUGACAACGAACAAGCUUUGGGUAUUCAAGUCUUAGAGAGUGCACCGGUUGUUAGAUCAAGCUCAACAAGAUAUUCGUUGAAAUGCAAUGAUGAUAGGUGUGGGUGGUGUGUGCGUGCUUUCAGAAUUAAAGAUUCAACACUGUUCAAGAUAAUAAAGAUUGAGAAAAAUCAUGACUGCUCAGUUAACACUAUGAAAGCUGAUCAAAGGCAUGCAACUUCAAAGUUGAUUAGUGGUUACAUUAUUGACAAUCUUCGAGACCCAAGGUUUGAAGUUACACCAGCUUUUGUCAUGGCAGAAAUGCAAAAAUCGCAUGGACUAGACAUUGGGUAUCACAAGGCAUGGCGUGCUAUUCAACGUGCUUCAGCUUUAAUAAGAGGAACUCCUGAAGAGAAUUAUGAAUUAUUGUCUUCAUACUUGUAUAUGAUGAAAAGUAAAAACCCGGGAACAUAUACUAACAUAAAGAUAGACGAUGACAACAGGUUUCUUUAUAUGUUUUAUGCAUAUGGAUCAUCAAUAACUGGUUGGAAUCAUUGUAGACCAGUGAUUGCUAUUGAUGCAACUUUUUUGAAGUCAAAAUUUUGUGGUGUUUUAAUGAUUACAGUUUCAAAGGAUGCAAAUAACCAAAUUUUCCCACAAGCCUUUGGAAUUGUAGAAUCUGAAAAUAACAAUUCCUAUGAGUGGUAUAUCCUGAAAGCCACCAUGGGAUUUAUCUAUCAUUUGGAGCAGAACCUAAAGCGAAGGAAAGUGAAAAGUGAGGUCAUAAAACUUUUCCAUAGUACUGCAAGAGUAUACAGGCGCAAAGAAUUUGAUCUAUACAUGUCAGAUAUAGCAAAAGUAGAUAAGAAGACUUAUGACUACUUGAUGGAAGAACCACCGGAAAGAUGGGCACGUUCUUGUAGUCCACGACGAAGAUAUGACAUGCUCACAACAAACAUAGUUGAGUUAAUCAAUUCUGUGCUAUUAGAAGCAAGGGAGCUGCCUAUAUUAAGAAUGAUGGAUUUCAUACAAGUGAAGCUACAACGUUGGUUUUAUGAAAGAAGAAAUAAAUCAGAAGGAACUUUUUAUGAUGUUUCUUGUUGGGUCUUCCCUGUUGAUUCAUGGCGUUCUAUAGUUGAGGAAGAAGGAAUUACUUUCUUGGCGGACUUAAACAAAAGGACAUGUGAUUGUUUUCAGUUUCAAUUUGAUGAAUUACCAUGCAUACAUGCAAUUGCAGCUAUCAAGAAGAGAAACAUCAAGAAGUCCAACUUUUGCUCGCACUGGUACUUAAAGGAAUCUUGGCUGAAAACAUAUGAAAGACAAAUACAUCCUGUAGGACAUACUGAUUCUUGGAUUGUACCAGAGAGUGUUAAGUCACAAAUUAUUAAACCUCCAAAUUUCAAAGUUCCACCGGGUAGAAGGCAGAAGAAAAGGCAUAUUCCAGCUACCGAGUCAUCAAAAAUAACAUUCAAAUGUGGUCGUUGCAGAAGAAUUGGUCAUAAUAGAACAGCUUGUAUAUAUUCUCCGGCAGUCCAUCCAUUUUCAAGGAAGCAUAGAGAAUAG
Molecule: messenger RNA, 2028 nt
Organism: Nicotiana attenuata
Lineage: Eukaryota; Viridiplantae; Streptophyta; Magnoliopsida; Solanales; Solanaceae
Exons: 6
Coding region: 1-2028 (675 amino acids)
Molecular function (GO): zinc ion binding
Source: RefSeq, a predicted model, not a curated record